Molecule: messenger RNA, 1839 nt
Organism: Pipistrellus nathusii (Nathusius's pipistrelle)
Lineage: Eukaryota; Metazoa; Chordata; Mammalia; Chiroptera; Vespertilionidae
Source: the annotation of a GenBank genome assembly
AUGGCGACGGAGGGAGGAGGGAAGGAGAUGAACGAGAUUAAGACCCAAUUCACCACCCGGGAAGGUCUGUACAAGCUGCUGCCGAACUCGGAGUACAGCCGGCCCAACCGGGUGCCCUUCAACUCGCAGGGAUCCAACCCUGUCCGCGUCUCCUUCGUAAACCUCAACGAUCAGUCUGGCAACGGUGACCGCCUCUGCUUCAAUGUGGGCCGGGAGCUCUACUUCUAUAUCUACAAGGGGGUCCGCAAGGCUGCUGACUUGAGUAAACCAAUAGAUAAAAGGAUAUACAAAGGAACACAGCCUACUUGUCAUGACUUCAACCACCUAACAGCCACAGCAGAAAGUGUCUCUCUCCUAGUGGGCUUUUCUGCAGGCCAAGUCCAGCUUAUAGACCCAAUCAAAAAAGAAACUAGCAAACUAUUUAAUGAGGAAAGCUCUUGUCAGCACUUGUGGAAGGUGGAUUGGAAUGAAGAAAGAGAGAAUGAAGGUAGCAAGACCAGUGAGGAGGCUCUAGUAACUGUCCAGAGACUAAUAGACAAGUCACGAGUAACCUGUGUCAAAUGGGUUCCUGGUUCGGAAAGCCUUUUCCUAGUAGCCCAUUCGAGUGGGAACAUGUACCUGUAUAAUGUGGAGCACUCUUGUGGCACCACAGCCCCCCACUACCAGCUCCUGAAGCAGGGCGAGAGCUUCGCCGUGCACACUUGCAAGAGCAAAUCCACGAGGAACCCUCUCCUCAAGUGGACGGUGGGCGAGGGGGCCCUCAACGAGUUUGCUUUCUCCCCAGAUGGCAAGUUCUUGGCGUGCGUGAGCCAGGACGGGUUUCUGCGGGUGUUCAACUUUGACUCUGUGGAGCUGCACGGCACCAUGAAAAGCUACUUUGGAGGCUUGCUGUGUGUGUGCUGGAGCCCGGAUGGCAAGUACAUCGUCACGGGGGGCGAGGAUGACCUGGUGACAGUCUGGUCUUUUGUAGACGGCCGAGUGAUAGCUCGAGGCCACGGGCACAAGUCCUGGGUCAGCGUGGUGGCGUUUGACCCCUACACCACAAGUGUAGAAGAAAGUGACCCUAUGGAGUUCAGUGGCAGUGACGAGGACUUCCAGGACCUGCUCCACUUUGGCAGAGACCGAGCAAACAGUACCCAGUCCAGGCUGUCCAAGCGGAACUCCACGGAGAGCCGCCCCGUCAGUGUCACGUAUCGGUUUGGCUCUGUGGGCCAGGACACGCAGCUCUGCUUGUGGGACCUCACGGAAGAUAUCCUUUUCCCCCACCAGCCCCUCUCCAGGGCACGGACACACACAAAUGUCAUGAACGCCACGAGCCCUCCGGCCGGGAGCACUGGGAACAGCGUCUCGACGCCCGGCAGCUCUGCGCCCCCCCCUCUCCCGCGGUCCAACAGCCUCCCACAUUCCACUGUCUCCAACGCCGGCAGCAAGAGCAACGUCGCCGACGGGGCCAUCGCGUCUGGGGUCAGCAAAUUCGCAACACUUUCCCUACACGACCGGAAGGACAGGCACCACGAGAAAGAUCACAAGCGCAACCACAGCAUGGGACACAUUUCUAGCAAGAGCAGUGACAAACUGAACCUCGUUACCAAAACCAAAACGGACCCCGCUAAAACGCUGGGCACGCCCUUGUGCCCUCGAAUGGAAGACGUUCCCUUGUUAGAGCCACUCAUCUGUAAAAAGAUAGCACACGAGAGGCUGACUGUGUUGAUUUUCCUUGAAGACUGUGUAGUCACUGCUUGUCAGGAGGGGUUUGUUUGCACAUGGGGAAGGCCUGGCAAAGUGCGUUUGUCAUCAUCCCCAAACCAGGCCCUGUCCCCAGGUGACACUGUCAUGUAG